Pneumocystis jirovecii RU7 is the source of this 649-nucleotide messenger RNA. RefSeq names its product signal peptidase I. NCBI's taxonomy places the organism in Eukaryota, Fungi, Ascomycota, Pneumocystomycetes, Pneumocystales, Pneumocystaceae. Gene Ontology annotation, molecular function: serine-type endopeptidase activity. The transcript has 4 exons. Gene Ontology annotation, cellular component: membrane; signal peptidase complex. The record is from RefSeq and is a predicted model, not a curated record. The coding region runs from base 97 to 615 and encodes 172 amino acids.
UUUUAACGAUAUACAUUUUGUAAAAAUUGAAUAUUAAUUAGUUUUUGUGAUUUCGCUCUUUAAAAGUAUAAAAAAGGCUUUAUUAUAGUUUUAUCAAUGCUUUUUCAACUUAAAUAUUCUGGUCUACGCCAAACACUUCUUCAAAUCCUGAAUUUGUGUCUUGUCUGUUCUACAGCGUAUAUGAUAUGGAAAGGACUCUCAGUUGUUACAAACUGUGAAAGUCCCAUUGUCGUCGUCUUAUCAGGAUCAAUGGAACCAGCAUUUCAGAGAGGCGAUAUCCUUUUCCUUGAUAACCGUCAACAGCGUGUAAAUAUAGGAGAUAUUGUUGUCUAUAGAGUUAAAGAACAUGAUAUUCCAAUUGUGCACCGAGUGAUUCAAGAACGGCAUGGCCAUGAGUCUCAGAAAGUUUUAACAAAAGGGGAUAAUAAUCGAUAUGAUGAUCUGGAGCUUUAUUCAAAAAACCAGGUAUAUCUUGAUAGAGAAAACAUUAUUGGUGUUGUUAAGGGCUUUGUUCCUUAUGUUGGAUGGAUUACACUUGCAAUGAAUGAUUUUCCGAAACUUAAAUAUUGUUUUCUUGGAGGAAUGGGACUUAUUACGCUGAUACAUAGAGAAUAACUUUCUUUUGAAUUAAUAGAAUUUUUUGAAAAAG